Molecule: messenger RNA, 2520 nt
Organism: Magallana angulata
Lineage: Eukaryota; Metazoa; Mollusca; Bivalvia; Ostreida; Ostreidae
Exons: 5
Coding region: 190-2343 (717 amino acids)
Source: RefSeq, a predicted model, not a curated record
GUGACCCACGUGUGAUUCACAUCGAUUCUCUCCAUCAUCACCCGUGGGUCACCAAGAAAAAAACAGUGUGCUUUUAAUUAUAUAUGCAAAAACUCUUUGACCUUUAUCUUAUCCAAUGAAAUCUCCCUUUACAUAUAUCGAUGCUCUUCUGUAUUGGGAGAUACGUUAGUCGAUACACAUGGGAGGUCAAUGGCGGAAAAAGGUACCGAGAAAAUAUGCGGCUUAUGUAGAAAUACAAUUAAAGAUAAAAAAUCGUAUAGAUUAGUGUCAACACAUGAAGAUUUCUCAAGGAUAUUCAAAGAACUCAGUUUAAAUGUUAAAAAUUAUGUUUGCAAAUUUUGUGUAAAUAAACUUAAUAGACUCGCGAGGAUCGACGACGAUAUCAAAACAAGAUUGACAAAACUGUACGAGAAGAGAAACGAACUAUUUUCAGAAAUAAAGGAAACUGUUAUUAGUAAAGCGCAUUUACGUACACCUGUUAGCAACAAACGAGAAAGGCAAAAGAACACACCAACACCACGGAAGCCAAAGAUCAGACGAUUGUUGCCAUUCAAUUCCCCUGAGGUUAGGACUGCACUAAUUGAUAAACCUCUUGCAGAGCGGUCUAUUUUACCGCAAGAAAAAGAGCCGUGGAUCAAACGUUUGGAUCAAUCUAGCACAAAUGAUGCCUCUACGCAAACAAAGACUUACCAUGAGAAAGACUUUGAUGUCAAAAUCAUGGCAAAGUAUGGAAGUAGUCAUAGAUCAUCAAUAAUUUCUGAUCCCACCCAGCAAGCAAUAUGUAAAGCUAUGCUUAAUGGUAGGACGAGUUUUGUACACCAUAUGAUGAAGUCAGACCAGUACAAACAAGCUGUGUUGCAAGAAGUGUGUAAGCACAUACACAAAGAAAUAUGUGAAAUUUGCAGAAAAGAAGAAAAUCAACUUCACUAUCAUACAGAAAUUGCAGACUGGGAGAGUCUUUUGCAUUAUUUAAAGGGAAAAGCCCCUGUCACUGUUAGGCUCUUACAAAGUGUUUUAUUGAAAGAUGCAUCAGAACAAGAAGUGAAAGGUCAUAAGGUUAUAAGCCUUUGCACAGGAUUUUCAGUCUUUUUGUAUAGCAGAAACCACACUCUAUCAAGACUGCAAUACACAAUUGGACUGCUGUUGGAUCAAUGUGGAGCCACAAAAGAGGCUAUAUCUAUAUUGCAUGACCUAGGAUUCUCGGUUUCACCAAGUGCAUUGCAUAGGAAAAAAAGAGACAUAGUUCUGAAACAAGAGGAGAGAAUUGACAAUACAGUUGCAAGAUAUGUGUCCGAGAGGCGAGAAAUUAUGACUUGUGAGAAAAUCAUAAAGGACUAUGAAGACACAACCUAUCAGCUGACUGAAAAAGUGGAAGGUCCAAUUCGAAGUCCUAGAAUACCAGUAUGCAACAUGCACUGUACUUUGUUAUCAAAUGGGUGUGGUGCACAACUGAAUGCUUUUACAACUUUAGAGCUUUGGGAUUGCUCCAGAACAGCUUUUUCAAGUACAAAGCUUUCAAGUGAAGUUACUUUUUCAAUGAAUUACAGAAACAUGCACACUUCUAGUGCCAUGCAAAAACCAGAGACUGUAGUUUUUGAUACAAGAGUGAACAAGGUGUCCAACACAGAGACACUUAACUCAUCAGGAAAUCAAGAAAACAUAGUGGCAUAUUUAAAGAAGAAGAUGUUAAGAAGAAAAGACAAUCCAUGCAUACCCAUUGAAAUUCUGGGGGACAAUGUCGACAUUCUCAUUACUCCUGCAAAUAUGACUUCAGACAGACAAAGGAAAUCAUGGCAUUGGUUUCUACUUCUGGCUACCCAGAAGAGAAUAAUUGAUCAGGAGCUCCCUACAAAUAAGCCUGUAGCCGACAUAGAAACAAUCAGUAGUUGUGUGUUUUUUCCAUCUAAAGUGGAAAUUCUUGAUUUUCAAAGAAAUCUUCAAUUUCAUGUUGCCAGAAUCUUGUCAAAUUUUAUUGGAGAACUCAAAUCAUUCGAAAAACUUCUUCCAAACUAUAUACUACACCCACAAAUUGAAAAAACAUCCCAGAAAUCUGUGUUUAUAAACUGUGACUUAAUUGACGAGAGUGAAAAUUCUUCCGAUGGAAUGAUUAGAAUAAUGCAGAGAGUUCACUCUCUAGCUGUGCCAUUCAUUGACGGAACCGUAGAAAAAGUAGUUCUAGGAGGUGAUGUUUUGACUAACGAACGUGCCAUGAGUGCACAACAAGCGAUGAGAAACAAUGAGUCAAGCUAUGAAAAGCUUCUUGGUGUAAUACAUAGACCUGAGGGACUGCACAGACAGAUGAAUUUUCUGAUGGUAUCAUGGGUUGUAGUUGGUUAUCUUUAGAUGUUUCACCAUUGAAGUUUGAAGGUUACAGUUUUUGGUUUACUAAUUUCUUGGAGUGUAUAUCAAGAGUUUUACAAAGAAGAAAGCAGCAGCGAUGGGGGCAGUCUCUAUCAACUUAGAAACCUAAUCAACAGGAGAAAUGUAUCAGGAGCAGAGCAGGUCACUAAAGAUUUCAGG